CGAAGGUGUGAUCAGCUGUGUGAAAUUAUGUGAAAUCUCCUUAAAGUAGGAGAGCAGUGCAGUGGAGCUUGCGGCAGGAGAAUCCUCCGUUAGCCGCCAGCUCUACAAAACAGAAGAAAUUCCUCCAUCGAACGGUUUCGGUGCUCCAAAGCUUAUUCAAAGCCAAUAUUUAGGAUUCACCACACAUAAGGAAAAGUAGUCCGCCAAGCGCCGUGCAGCCGUACAUUGUGUGUGUGUGUGUGUGUUGCCGAAGAAAUCUAUAUUAUAAAGUAUAUAUAAAGAAAUAUUGUAACAAAUAUAAUUAUAGCUACUAAUUUUGCAUCAGUCACAAUGGCAGAAGCUGAUCCUGAGACCCUUCUGGAAUGGCUAUCGAUGGGACAGGGUGAAGAACGGGAGAUGCAACUCAUUGCUCUCGAACAGCUCUGUAUGCUACUUCUAAUGAGUGACAAUGUUGACCGGUGCUUUGAAAGUUGUCCACCACGUACGUUCCUUCCGGCACUAUGUCGAAUGUUCCUCGACGAACAAGCUCCGGAUAACGUUCUAGAAGUGACUGCUCGGGCACUCACAUAUUUUCUCGAGGUGUCGGCAGAAUGCACUCGGCGCAUAGCAGCAGUGGAUGGUGCUAUUAAGGCAAUCUGCUCGAAGCUUGUGACCACUGACGUAAAGAAGUCCCGCACAUCAAAGGAUCUUUCGGAGCAAUGUGUGAAGGUAUUAGAACAUGUCUGUUCUCGCGAAGCGGCAGCUGUGUUCGAAGCGGGAGGCCUAGGCUGUGUGCUUGAGUUCAUUCGUGAGCAUGGGGCAUUUGUACAUCGCGACACGUUGCAUUCAGCUAUGUCUGUCGUAAGCCGGUUAUGUGCUCGCGUUGAACCAGGUGACCGUGUAAGUCUAGCAGCGUGUGUGGCCAGCCUAAGCGCUUUGUUGGAGCAUGACGAUGCGUUCGUUAGUGAUGAAGCACUUCGUUGUUUUGCGUCUCUUGCGGAUCGUUUUGCGCGGCGUGGCCUUGAUCCUGCCCCUUUGGCAGACAAGGGCCUCCUAGCAUUAUUGUUGACCAAAAUGGAGGCGGCUGCUCGACUUGCUCAACAACAUCAACCGACAUCUGGUAGUAGCAUGGCGACGGUGAUUUCGUUAUUGUCCACGCUCUGUAGAGGCUCGCCAACUGUAGCCCACGACCUUUUGCGUUCCAGAUUACCCGAAGCGCUGGAAGCCGCUCUACGGUGCCCUGACGACCGGAGCGUACUAGACGCUAUGCGGCUGGUGGACCUUUUGUUAGUUUUAAUUUUUGAAGGUCGAGGCGCUCUUCCAAAGGCUACGGGCUGUACAGCUAGUUCGGCCGCUCGGGGAUCGUGUACGGAAAGGACACACCGUCAACUAAUUGACUGCAUCCGAUCUAAAGACACUGAUGCUUUGAUUGACGCGAUCGAAAACGGUUCCGUUGACGUGAACUUUAUGGACGAUGUCGGUCAGACCCUACUCAAUUGGGCAUCUGCAUUCGGCACUCAGGAAAUGGUCGAGUUUUUAUGUGAGAGAGGAGGAGAUGUAAACAAAGGUCAGCGAUCAUCAUCUCUUCAUUAUGCGGCUUGCUUUGGCCGGCCCGAAAUAGCCAAGGUGCUUCUACGACAUGGCGCAAAUCCAGAUCUCCGGGACGAAGACGGCAAGACUCCAUUAGACAAAGCUCACGAACGAAAUGAUCAGGGCCAUCGUGAAGUUUCAGCAAUUUUGCAAUCGCCAGGUGAACUGAUGUGUAGUUCAAGUCUGGCUGUCAAUUCAGCUCUCGAUAAUCUAAGUGAGCAGGACGUUCCGCAGGAGCCGCAAGGUGAUCUUGCGGUUGCACCUGUAUUUCUACGUAGCCUUAUUCCAGUGCUAUGUCAAAUCGAACAGCAUUCGCUCGUACGCUCCGUACAACGGUCUGCACUUAAUCUACUACGUAAGAUGUUACACUAUAUUGACCCAGCCUUGUUCACGGAUAUGUCAUCAGCCGAAUUAGCACUUAUGUUGGCAAACGUUAUUUCGCAAGUGAUCGAUGCUGAACAGGAUCAGGACCAAGACACGCUCAUCAUAGCUUUGCAGAUGGUUCGGGACGUUUUGAGCAAAGCACGACCCAUUUACAUGGAUUAUUUUUCUCGUCUUGGCGUUCUGUCCAAAAUUGAGGCUCUCGCCCAAAGCGGACAACAACCCACACAGGGCACUCAAUUAGACCUGCAAAGCGGCGAUGGUGGAAAUGAAAGUGGUUCUUCGCAGAGCACAGAUACAAGCUCAAGCUCCGGAGAUGCUUCCGAAAUCAUUGCUGGAAGAGCAUACCAUUGGAAGGACUGGAAUAUUGUUCGGGGAAGAGAUUGUCUCUACCUUUGGAAUGAGUCAGCUGCGUUGGAGCUCUCGAACGGAUCCAAUGGCUGGUUUCGUUUCAUUCUCGACAACAAAUUACAGACCAUGUAUUCAAGCGGAUCACCAGAGGGAGGUGCGGAUUCUUCAGAAAACCGUGGAGAGUUUGUCGAAAAGCUGCAACGAGCUCGCAGUCAAUGCAAGCUCAACGUGCCAUCGCAAAGCGUAUUAACGUCGCCAAAAAGUGCUGCUACAGGAACCGGAGGCGUAGGUUCCAAGACAAAGUUAGUAGUUGGCAAUUGGUCUCUAUCGGCGCGCGCUCCAAACGAACUCGUCAUACAUAAUUCCGAUGGUCAACAGCAAGCGACGGUUCUGCGCGAAGAGCUAGCCGGCUUCAUUUUCGAGUCAAAUCGCGGAACGAAGCAUACGUUUACUGCUGAAACCAUGCUUGGGUCUGAACUAAGUUGUUGCUCCUCCCGUGUUGGGGGAAAAUCGAAGCGUCUUCAAACAAAGCUUGAAGCAGUUCGGCAAAAAGUUUUAUCCCUCUCUAGAGAAAUUUGCGACCGUUUCCAUGCUACCGGCGCCGAGAGUAAGCCACGUCCUGUCGUUAUGGAGCUUAAAGCGUUAGUGGAGCAAAUGACCUUUGCGACAGAAGAAGAACCGGUACCGGAAGCAGUAGAGGCAUCGUUGCACUCACUAGACGCGCUCCUUUUGCGAGAGCGUGCUAUUCCAACAUCCCAGCAGAUGUCGUCGUUCGAAUUGCAUUCAUCUGGCUUGGUAGCAGCGCUUCUGCGGGUCUGUCGUAGUGAACUUCUCGCCCCUCUGAUCACUCGCUCACUUACAAAUGACGCGUGUGAAUUGCUUGCGAUCAAACUGGUCGGCGUGCUUGAGUCGAUCGAAAAGUUGGCGGUCUUUCAUUAUGACACGCCUUCUCACGGACUGCAGGUAUUAAGUCGACGUUUUCGGAUGCGUCUGAGCAAGGAUCCGUCGGAAACAGCCUUAAUUGAUCGGUCAGGGCGCCCUAUAAAAAUGGAGCCGCUCACGACAGUAGGUCAACUCAGUAAAUACCUCACACGAAUGGUUGCCAAACAGUGGUAUGAUUAUGAGCGAUCCAGCUUCCAUUUUGUCAAGCAGUUGACCGUUAUAAAAAACAAUCCGAUUAUACUUGAGUAUUCUGGAGUAGACUUUGACACUCAAGGUCUCUUCUACUGGAUGGGCACUAACGGAGGCCUGCCUGGAAUUGACUGGGUCAAUCCAGCUCAAGUUAACCUGGUCGUUGUGUCCUGUUCCGAGGGUCGCAAUCUACCUUAUGGACACCUUGAAGAUAUCCUCAGCCGUGACACAUCGGCGCUCAACUGCCAUACGAACGAUGAUCGCAAAGCUUGGUUUUCGAUCGAUCUUGGUGUGUGGCUUGUUCCCACACACUAUACGCUGCGACACGCUAGAGGGUAUGGACGGUCUGCGUUGCGCAACUGGCAACUGCAAGGAUCUCGUGAUGGAGUCACUUGGACAACACUCUAUACUCAUCAAGAUGACUGUUCACUCAAUGAACCGGGCUCUACGGCCACUUGGAAGAUACCAGAGCUAAGCCAGAAUCUUGACGCAGGACAACCCCGUGGGUGGAGACAUUUGCGUAUUCAGCAAGCCGGUAAAAACGCAUCUGGACAGACCCAUUACUUAUCGCUAUCAGGCAUGGAGGUGUAUGGCAAACUGUGGGGAGUUUGUGAUGAUCUGGGUAGAGCGGCUCGAGAGCAUGAUCAGGAAAUGCGUCGUCAAAGAAGAGCAGUUAGACAGCAACUUAAAGCAAUGGUACCCGGUGCACGUGUAAUGCGUGGUCCUGAUUGGAAAUGGCGUGAUCAGGAUGGAUGCCCGCCAGGAGUCGGCACCGUAACAGGCGAUGUGCACAAUGGUUGGAUUGAUGUAGGUUGGGAUCAUGGCGGAUCCAACUCGUACCGGAUGGGCGCCGAAGGCAAAUAUGACCUAAAGCUGGCAGGAAGCGGAGGGGCACCAGGAGCUCAAGGAACAGAAGGCUGUCCCGCUGUUUCGUCUGCAGCUGUGGCUAUGGCUGCGAUUCGCGCAAAAGUUCGGGGCGUUACGGUCGAUUCAUUGAAGGGAAGGCGGUCGAAAACUGUGAGCAGUGGGUCGCAGGUGGCACAAACUUCAUCUGUAAGCGUUUCACCUGGCGCUUCCGCGUCCAUGUCUGUCUCGGUACCAAAUCUAUCCACCCAACAUCCUAAUAAGCCGCUUAGCGCCAAUAACGCCGGAAACACUAUAGGAAACACAGGGCUUGCCUGUUCUACUGAAUCACAAAGUUCAGUUUUAUCAGCUGCGUCGUGCUCAGCAAGUGGAAUGGGUGUGGGUGUAGGCAGUGGAAAUGGAGGUGCAAGUAGUGGUCAAAGAGAACCUCGUCUCCGUCUCAAGAGUGCUACGGCAGACGGAAGCCGAAUUUCUCUGGCGGCCGGUGGUGGGGGUGGAGGUCACGUAUCUUCGCUCGUAAGACUCGCUCUUUCAUCAUCCAACUUCCCCGAAGUGCUUGCUGACCUUCUCGGCAGUAUGCCUCUCGUAAACGAGAGCAAUGAUACCUCAGCCGCGUCAGGCCUUUUGUCAACUGCGCAGUCAUACCCUUCGUUGACAAAUGAGGCGAUAACGUCUGCAGCAGCGGCUAUGUCUCAAUCAGAGCUGUCAUCCGACUCCGAUCAGGACUUAGUUGAUAUGGCUACGGCAGGGUCAGGAGGUAUUUCAGGAGGCCUUGCCAGUCACGUAGUGGCUACUCAAGGCAGUGUUACAGGGGUUAGUGGGGUCGGUGGUGGCGUCUCAGGCGUCCGCGCUCUCGAGGUUAUGAUCGAUGCGGACGACGACAAACAGAGCGACCUUGACAAUGAUGACGAUUAUGAGGACGUCAUGGUACGUCUUCUUCAGGAAGAGGAUGUGUUUGAAAUGCGCAAUUCACAACACUCGGUGGGUGGGCUUUCGAAACGCGAUGCGUGGGAUGAUGAAUUUAUUUUAAAGAGGCACUUCUCGGCUUUAAUCCCUGCUUUUGAUCCGCGACCUGGUCGUACAAAUGUCAACCAAACGUCCGACAUCGAUAUUCCACCGCCUCCCGAUGACAGCAGCUUUUCGAUAGCAACAACUACAACAACAACUACAACAACAACAACAACAACAACAACAGCCCAUAAUCAAACGACGCCCGCGCCGCGAUCUUCGACGGACUCCUCAGUAUCUCCAGUAGGAUGUACAGAGGGUGAUGUUGGCGGGAGUCCUGUAACCGAAAUUCAUCAACCUCCUAAGAUACUUCUUACCCUUAAAGGGCCUAGCCUACCAGGUGUUCCUGAUCUGUGUGUAGAGCUAACGGAUCCAUCGUGGACGAUGUUUCGUGCCGUGCAACAGCUUAUGCAAAAGUCUGACCUUCCCUCUGCAAACGACAAAUUAAAACGCAUCUGGGAGCCCACCUAUACUAUCGUGUAUCGCAGUGCAGGCGACCGUAGCAGUGGUAACACGAUUGCCGGUAACGAGACUGCUGAGGAAACUGGACCAGCAAUUGGGGCAGCUCCAUUGGCAAUUUACGCGAACGGAGCUCGGUGCUCUUCGUUGAUGAGUGAUGUUAUCAUGUCGGGCGCCCAGAGGGCGGCAGACUCAAUGAUAUCGCCCACAAUUUCGUCGUCUGCCUCUACAAACGGAGGGCCGCUCGGAACCGGAGGAGGAGGAGGAGGAGGAGGAGGAGGAGGAGGAGGAGGAAGGGGAGGACGAAGGCGAAGUAGCAGCAGUGUCGUUGUUAUGGCUAGUGCUGCCGGCGGCUGUGACCUGGAGCCUCUCGUGGGCCAAGUUGUUCAGCUGCUCAAGUCGCUAGCUCGACACUAUAACCUCACUGGUGAAAUGUGCGUAUCUGCGAAACUAUCGCAUAAGUUGCUGCAGCAAAUGCAGUGCCCACUGGUGAUGAGUGCAGGAGCUGCGCCCUCUUGGUGUGAGGCCCUUGUCUAUAAAUGUCCUAUGCUGUUCCCUUUCGAAACGCGUCAUACAUUCUUCCGAUCCACUGCAUUUGGUACUAGCAGGGCAAUCGUCUGGAUUCAGAGUCAACGCGAGCAAAGAUCGACAUUAGUUGGCGGCCUCGGGGGACUAGCAGGUCUUGCUGGUGCAAGGCGGGUAGCGGGUGAAGCAGACGACUUCAUGGUUGGUCGACUGAAGCAUGAACGAGUUCGGGUGGCGCGGGGCGAGAGGCUGCUUGACUGGGCCAUUCAGGUGAUGAACUUCCAUGCCGAACGUAAGGCAUUACUUGAAGUCGAAUUCCUUGGUGAAGAGGGCACUGGUUUAGGUCCAUCGCUUGAAUUCUAUUCGUUAGUUGCUGCUGAACUUCAGGCCGCACGUUUAGCCAUUUGGUGGGCUGAUGAAGAUCCUCCAGACGAGGGCUGCGACGAUGAAGGAGCAACGCGUCGUUAUGUGCGACCCUUGUCAGGACUGUUUCCAGCGCCGCUUGCUCAGGAUUCUGUUGCCUGCGAUCGCGCUUGUCGCCUUUUUGAAUUUAUUGGCAUCUACUUGGCUAAGACCCUACAAGAUAAUCGGCUCGUUGAUCUACCACUGUCAGCUUCUCUACUUCGCCUACUGACAUGUGGAGCGCGGGUCCGAAAUUCCGCCGGACAACGUAUACUCACUUUAAAUCGAGAUCUAGCUGAAUUGAACCCGUUCCUUUACAGUACCAUCUGUCAACUGUCGGUAGUUGCCGACGCUAAGCGGCGUAUCGUCACUGACCAGCAUCUUUCCAAAACUGAACAGCGGCACCGCCUGGAAAAGAUUACACUUCAGGGGGCUCAAGUGCAAGGUGCGCGCGUCGAAGAUCUCGGAUUAACGUUUCAGUUCCUACCCCCAUCAAGAGCAUUCGAGGCGGUAGAGCUGCGACCAAACGGCUCCCAAAUAGAUGUCACGAUGGAAAAUAUAGAGUAUUACGUAGCUGCACUCGAGGAGUUUGUGCUGGCUAAGGGUGUACAAAGGCAAAUGGAAGCUCUGAGACGAGGCUUCAACCGUGUGUUCCCAAUCUACAAACUUUCAGCCUUUAGUAGUAACGAACUGCGACUGCUGCUUUGCGGAGAGCAAUGUCCACAAUGGUCACGGGAAGAUCUGGUGCAGCAUACCCUACCAAAACUUGGCUUCUCCAAAACGUCACCUGGUUUCCUAAAACUUGUGAACGUACUGGUGGAGCUUAGUGCACAGGAACGCAAGGAUUUUCUGCAAUUCGUCACAGGCUGCUCAUCGCUUCCACCAGGUGGCUUAGCCAACCUCCAGCCACGGCUAACCAUCGUCAAAAAAGUCGAUGCCGGUGAUGGCUCGUAUCCCUCCGUUAAUACAUGCGCUCACUACCUCAAGCUGCCAGACUAUUCGUCGGAAGACAUUCUCAAGGAGAGGCUUCUAGCGGCCACGCAGGAAAAGGGAUUUCAUCUUAACUGAGCGAAAUUUUCACUGCGAAAGAGCACUGCUUUCCGUGAUACUGUUUACCUGGCGUUUCUUACUUUACGACACGAGCAGACCGAAUAAAGUAAAAAAAAGUACACCGUUGAUGAUACAAGAUGUAUAGAAGGGAUCUUUCAAAACAGACCAUUCGAAAGCGCGAAGUGAGUCGAAGGAAACUGUAAAUCAAUCUAGACCGGGUAAAAUAUGUUGGAAAGCCAAUGGUCGAUUGUUACCAUUUUCAGAGGGUUGACAGUAUAUGAAAUCAUUGAAAACAUCACAUGAAUGAGAACGGAUGAUAAUGUCGGUUGUUAAUUAAUUGGUGAACGUUGCGUGUGGAUCGUCGACUGCGUUUUUCAGAACAUGUUAAACGCAUACACCCGAUAGAUUUUUAUAGUAGCAUUAAACGAUCAUUUAGUUACACUGUAUUCGAUGCACACGGAGGGAGUCAAGUGUGGGCAAGGGUGGACACGCUGUUGUAGUGUCUCUAUUAAGACCAGAGACAGAAUAUUUGGUGUUGCCAAGGUGGAUGAUGUCUGACCCCCCGCUUCGCGUACGACAGCAGAUGGUGGCGUCAUAAAUAAUGGCUAGUGGUCGAACAGUAUAACUUAGUUCAUUGGAGAUGAGACAACUACUGCUCCUAGCAGUAAAUAAAUACCACAUGUUGAUAAUGAGGAGAAAAAGAAUAGAACGACAAAAGGUCAAGGUUAGAGUGAGGUUGAGUAUAAUGAUUGUGUAGAAGUAUGAUAACGGGUGUACAUAAAUAGUACUCUGUUAUGGUACAGUACGAUACUGUGGUUGGGGUAAGAGGCAAAAGAGGAUGUGCGGUAAUGUAUUUGUGGUGAAAGUUUGCGGUGGUAAUGAUAGGUGAUGCCGACGUCAAUGGCAAGCUGAGCUGGUGAGCUUUUUGUGAUCACAGUGAUGAUAUAUUACUGCAAUUGCUAAUUACUACAAUAAUAAAGUAAAUAAAGAAAUGACUGAGGAAAAGAGUAGAAUGACUGGUGUUACAUAACUAAGUCUCUACAUGUAAUAAGAAACGAACACCGUUUUGUAGUAGGGGCAGUAGGGGGCGUUGAAAGGAGUGGAAGAAGCUGGAAGAGGCGCCAGGGGUCAUGGUAGAUAUAUACGUGGCAAAGGGCAGAUGAUGGAAGUCAAUUAGGAGAACUUGAGAUAAACAAACUUGUGUUCGACGUCAGUAGUAAAUUUGUUUAGUCUAGGCAGCACCAGCGCACAUACUGCAGCGCAAGUCACUCUACUGCACUGCACAUUGUGCUAUUAUGAUGUGCUGCUACCACCUAGUAAAAUACGUCGGUCAACAUAAACAAAACCAACUGAAAUACAUGCUAUUAUAUUAUUAAAUAAAUAAGUGAAUAAAAAUAGACUAUUUACUGACUGUAUCAACACAGAAAAGACCUAGAUCUGACUGUAUAUCAUUACCUUAGAAUGAUUCUAUACAAAUAUAUAAAGCAAACAAAUAAAAUCUAAGGCAUGUUUAAAAAGUGCGUGUUAACUUCUGACUUUUUUUUUUAUACAAGCUUAAUCUUUUGAACGUGAAGCACCAGAGGUGUCUAAGAAACGAGAAUGAAGGGGCUGGUUGUUCAUCGGCUGCUUCGUCUACGGCAUACCUCAGCUAUUCAUAUGGCUUCAGGAUUGUCUCUGGGCAGGAGGCCCAAUUUGGAGGGAAAACAGGAUCGGAGCUGCUGCAUAGCCUUGAUCCCUUUGAACAUCAUAAGGCAUCAUAUAUGCACAUAGCAUAGAAGCCUUUAAUUAAUUUUCUUUUGCCUCGUACCUAACAGAUAAUAGAUAACAGUUUAAUAGAUAAUUAAACAAUUCAAACUGAUAAGGGGAUAACACUUUACAAGACAGUACAACGUGUUUCGAAUAUGAUAAGGUACGGCACCGAAGUGGCGACACUUCCUGUAUCUACAUACAUGCGAAAUACUAAAGUAUUUAAAGACGUUAGGUCAAAAACAAGGUUAUUUUACCUAAAUGUGUCAACAUUGUCUCAAAUAUGACAUACAUCAGAGCUUUCAUUCAUCAAGUGAAGAUAUUUACCACUAGCGGAACUUUGGCUUUCGUACAAUGUCUCAAAGAGUUCGAAAAAAUUCGAUAAUAUCCAGUCAAACAAACAAGAUGGAUUGUGAAUUUUGUCAUGACUGGUGUUAAUACUCAUCACGAAUUACCUCAGUAUGGAAUAAGUGUAAUAUAGCUUCUGCUUAUUAAUGGAGGCCUAUAAAUAUGGGCGCCCAAGGGCUACGGAAGCCAGCAGAAUGCUGAAAGAAGCCAUGUCUGUAGAGUAUUCUAAUAAACGUUUUUAUCGAUAAAUAUUCCAUAAUCUUACCAGAAUUAGGGGAGUUUCACUUGUUCGAUACGUCCACGUGACGAUCUCAUAUUCGAUGCUCACGUUCAAAAGACGACCUUCAACCCACAGCGGUGGUUGAAAUCAAAUAAAAAUACAGGGAUAGUUAUUUGUUUGGCCUAUUAUUUCCGAAUAUACAGACGCGUCAAAGAUUCACAGAACAAGACGUCAGCCUUGAAACUAAUUAACUUCAUGUACUCAGACGUUGCUCACUGUACCUAUUUGCAUACGAGAUUCAGGAUAAUUCGACUAU
Varroa destructor (honeybee mite) is the source of this 10370-nucleotide messenger RNA. RefSeq names its product ubiquitin fusion-degradation 4-like (gene Ufd4). Gene Ontology annotation, molecular function: ubiquitin protein ligase activity; metal ion binding; protein binding. The record is from RefSeq and is a predicted model, not a curated record. Gene Ontology annotation, cellular component: nuclear speck. NCBI's taxonomy places the organism in Eukaryota, Metazoa, Arthropoda, Arachnida, Mesostigmata, Varroidae. Gene Ontology annotation, biological process: protein K63-linked ubiquitination; anatomical structure development; proteasome-mediated ubiquitin-dependent protein catabolic process.